UUAUGAAUCCACUUCCACGUUUUUAAACAUCCCUAUAUUGCCAUUGCCUGUCGGAUGGACAGUGGGAACAGAAACAUUAUGGCUGCCAGUCUCUCCCUGACUCAGCUUUCGAGUGGGAACCCUGUCUAUGACAAAUACUAUCGACAGGUAGAUCCGUCAGGCAGUGGACGUGUACCAGCAGCAGAUGCUGCCCUCUUCCUAAAGAGAUCAGGCCUGGCAGAUCUUGUGCUGGGCAAGAUAUGGGAUCUGGCAGAUUCAGAACGAAAAGGAUGCCUUAACAAACAGCAAUUCUUUGUUGCACUCCGACUAGUGGCCUGUGCCCAGAAUGGGCUCGAGGUGGCACUGAAGAGUCUCAACGCAGCCGUUCCUCCCCCCAAAUUUCAUGAUACGAGUAGCCCGCUUCUGCCCGCAGGAGUGGCCAUAGACGCCCCAUGGGCGGUCAAGGCGGACGAGAAGGUGAAAUUCGAUGCCAUCUUCGAAAGCCUGUCGCCCGUCGGGGGCAUGCUCACAGGGGAUAAGGUCAAACCAGUCCUGCUCAACUCCAAGCUGCCUGUAGACGUCCUGGGCCGGGUGUGGGAGUUAAGCGACAUUGACAGAGAUGGCAUGCUCGACAGAGAUGAAUUUGCUGUGGCCAUGUACCUGGUCUACAGAGCUCUGGAGAAGGAGACGGUGCCCAUGUCUCUGCCCCCUGCCUUGGUGCCCCUAUCAAAGCGGAAGAAAUCCACCACCCCCCCAGUUAUGCCCUUACUGCCGUCCCCCUCCCUGAAGGAGCCCCGUGCGCCCCCGCCUGCCCCCGCCAAAACACUGCCCCCUCCUGCCAAAACAAUAACGGCGCCUCAGUGGGUGGUGUCCCUGGCAGACAAAGCGAAGUAUGACGAGCUGUUCAGUAAAACGGACAGUGACAUGGAUGGCCUGGUGUCUGGCCCUGAGGUCAGGGACAUCUUCCUCCGUACAGGGCUUCCCUCCGCUACACUGGCACGCAUCUGGGAGCUGUGUGAUAUCGGGGACAUUGGCAAGUUGACCAGAGAGCAGUUUGCCCUGGCACUGCAUCUCAUCAACCAGAAGCUGACCAAGGGUGUCGACCCUCCCCAGGCCCUCACGGCCGAAAUGAUCCCCCCGGCUGACAGAGUUGCCCAGAACGCCACGCUGGCAUGCCAGGCUGCUGACUUCUCUGCCAUCAAGGAGCUGGACUCCCUCAGCAACGAGAUAGUCGACCUCCAGAGGGAGAAGAGCUCCGUGGAGCAGGAGAUCCGCGACAAGGAGGAGAGCAUCCGCCAGAGGACCAGCGAGGUGCAGGACCUGCAGGAUGAGGUGCAGCGGGAGAGUGCGGAGCUUCAGAAGCUGCAGAGCCAGAGGCAGGAGGUGCAGGAGGCCCUGGACAAGCUGGACGCUCAGAAGAGCUCGCUAGAGGAGCAGCUGGCCCUCAUACGACAGCAGUGCAGCCAGGAGAACCAGAUGAUCAUGACUCUGCAGAUACAGCAGUCGGAACAGGAGCAGCAGAUCGGCGAUUGUGAGACGGAGCUGAGCCAGGCUAGGGCCGAGCUGCAGCGGCUGCAGGACGAGACCCAGCAGCUGGAGCAGAAGGUGGAGACGGCACGCGCCCAGCUCGACCCCCUGCAGGACAGCGUCAAGGAGUCCCACACACAGGUCUCGCAGGCCCAGGAGAAGGUCAGCGAGUUGCGCAUGCAGGAGCGAGACCUCACCGCGCAGCUCAGCUGGCUAUCCCUCACGCAGGACGACCCCGUCCCUCCCCCCAUCGCUGCCCGAGCCCCUGUCCCCACCCCGACCCCUGUCUCCAUCCCCACCCCGACUCCUCUUCCAGUCCCACUGGUGAACGGGGCGGCAGGUGGUGAGGACGAGCAGCUGGACCGGGACGAGGAAGAGGACAGUGAGAAUGGAGCGGCCGAUGAACCGCAGGAGCUGCGUGUGGAGGAGGUGGAGGAGGAGGUGGAGGACGAAGAGAAGGAGGAAGAGCAGGUGAAGCAGGAGGAAGGAGCGCGGCCCAACAGAACCAAGAGUCCAGGAGGGGCCAGCCUCGACCCGCUGGAGGACCUCUACACCAGCGCACUCUCCACUACCACCGCCUGGCCACAGGACACUGCUGAAGGCAGUAGUCCCGCUCCUGCGGCUGACCCGGAGGUGAAGACCGAGGUGGAGGCGGAGUUCCCCAGAGCCAGCACACCUAAGGCAGAGUCUCCUGUCCCAGAGAGGGCAACAGGGUCUCCUCAGCGUCCCCCUCAGGCACCAACACCAACACCAGGACCAGCAGCAUCUCCAGCCCUAGCUUCAGCAGCAGCAGCGCCACCUGCUGGCCCCAGCCAGGAAACAGCCUCCAGCCUGGACUUCUUCCAGUCAGACCCCUUCACUGACCAUGAUCCAUUUAAAGAUGACCCAUUUGGUAAAGUGGACGUCGCUGAUCCCUUUGGUGGUGACCCCUUCAAGGGCUCGGACCCUUUUGCCUCGGACGCCUUCUUCAAGCAGAACCCUGCGGCUUCCUUCCCUUCUGCAGACCCGUUCGGCUCGGCUGACCCGUUCAGCGGAACCACCGGGGCCCCCGAGGCCGACCCGUUUUCCCCGCAGCUGAACAACGCGACUGCGGGUCCAGAUCCCUUCAGCACCCAGUCCAGUGGCACCACAGCUGCUGACGCCGCUGCUGCCAAGGAUCCCUUCAGCGUCAAAGUGAACAACACAUCCGACCCAGACCCCUUCGCCUCCAAGAUGGCCGCUCUGGGAGACGCCGACCCCUUCAGCUCGCAGAGUGGGCCCGAUCCUUUCGCCAGCACACUUCCUGCUUCAGAUGGACCCACGAAGGAUCCGUCAUCGGCAGUUAAUGACCCUUUUGCACCAGGAGGCACAGUGGUGAAUACAGACUCAGAUCCAGACCCCUUUGCUGCUGUGUUUGGAAACGAGUCGUUCGGAGGAGGGUUUGCUGAUUUCAGCGCCUUGGCAAAGUCGAAUGGUGCUGACCCAUUUGCUGCAGCCAAUACCUCAACUAACAAGAAUCUGUUCAAGGAGGACACCAUGUCCAGCAGUUCAGACACGCCCCCAGCCCUGCCCCCCAAAACAGGCACUCCCACCAGACCGCCUCCUCCACCCCCAGGCAAGCGGUCUAACAUCUCGCGGUCCGAGUCGUCGGACUCCUUCCAGCGGCGGGGCUUCAUGACGCAGGGUGACUUCUCGUCGCUCCCCGCCAAAGACUCCGCCCCGGACCCGUUCGCCCCCUCCUCCCCCCGCCAGCCGCCACGUCAGCCUGAGGGAUUUGCCAGCUUCGACAAAUACCCCACAGAGGAGGACAUGAUUGAGUGGGCGAAGCGUGAGAGCGAACGCGAGGAGAAGGAGCGGUUGGCUCGGCUCACGCAGCAGGAGCAGGAGGACCUGGAGCUGGCCAUCGCCCUCAGCAAGUCCGAGCUCUCCUGAGACCAGACUCCAAGACCCACUACACCCCUGCCCUCCUCCCUUUCCCGGACUCUCUCCCUACUCCUGCCCCACCCUCCCAAUAUGGUGCUCCCUGAUGGAGGAGGGAGCGAGAGGCCUUGCAGGAGUAGGAGCAACAUCUAGUUGGAGCCCUCCUGAGAUGAGACCAGACUUUGCCCAAUACAUCCCCUCUCUCCUCCCCUCCCUCCCUCCUUGCCUCCCUCCCUGGACUCUCCCUUUACCCCUGGCCCACCCUCCCAUUCCCAAUAUGGCGCUCCCUGAUAGAGGAGGGAGCUGGAGACCUUACAGGACUCUGCAGGAGUAGGAGCAGCAUCUAGUCGGAGCUCCCUGCCCACUCCACCUCAGCCCUCCUUCAUCUCUUGAGUCUGUGUCCUAAUCCCCCUACCCUCCAUCCCCCAACGCAGCAGCCAGAGGCUCUGCAUGCCCCAAAGGAAGAGUUAGAGGCCUUGCAAGAUUCUGUUGGAGUAGGAGUAGCAUUAAGUCUGAGAUCUCCUGAUGAGAUUCUGCCCCACAACAUCACAACCCUCUAUGCUCCUCUGACUCUCUAACCCUGCUCCCCCACGCCCCGAAUAACUACUCUCUAAAUGAGGCGUAGGAAGACUUGCAGGACUUGCAGAGGUAGGAUUAACCGGAAAAGUCGGAGACACUGCCGCACUACAUCACAACCCUCCUCCCUCACCUGACUCUGUACUCCUGCUGCCUGCCGUCACCCCCCACCCCCCACCCCCCAUAUGCGGAAGCCUGAGGCUCAGUGCAUCCUGAAGGAAGAGUGUGAAGACUUGCAGGAGUCUGCAGGCAGCAUUAUAGCAUCGUGGCUGAGCUCUCCUGAGAUGCGAUGAGAUGAUGCUCUGUCCCACUACAUCACUGCCCCCCUUUUCCUUUGUACUCCACUACACUCAGCCCACCCCCCAACCCACAGGCUCAGCCCAACCCCCAACCCCCACAGGCUCAGCCCACCCCCCAACCCCCACAGGCUCAGCACUCCCAGACUGAGGAAGAGGUUCUGCAGGACGGUAGCAUCAAGGCUGCUCUUUCCUGAGACGAGACACUAACCCAUUACAUCACAGUCCUCCGCUGCGUCCCUGUCUACGCUGGCCUUUCCCCGCCUUCCCCCACCACCAUACGCACUCUCAGGGGGGAAAGCAGGAGUACCUGGAGUGGGGUCACUGCCCAUUCUCCAAGUCCAAGCUCUCCCGAGAUUGGUUACAAAGGAGCACACAGAGAAAAACUCUGAUGUUUAUGAUCACCACCCCCAACGUCCAUGUUGAGUAACCACACGUGCAACACCCCAAACCAGGAGUGUGUCUGAGCUCUCCUAAGAUGCUGCGCCUCCUGCCAUAACCCCUCUACCCCUCCAACUCUGCCCUCCACCGUACCCAUUAGCCAGGCGCUCCCCAAAGCAGGACCAAGUGGAAGGGGAGCUUGCCCCAAAGUCUGCAGAGCUUUCCUAAGGUGCUGCCAAACCUCUGCCCACCUCCACCAUAAUCCACCACCCACAGGCUUGGCACUGCCCUAAGGACGAGGACGAGAAAGAGAGGUACACGUGGAGACACUCAAAUCCCCCUGAAUCCCCUCUACACUACCCCUCCACUUGCUGAUGCAUGAAGACAGUGCCCAACACUGUCGACACCACAACAACCUGACCUCCUGUCUAACCUGGGUACUUAAUUCUCACAAACAUCUAGUCCUAACAGUCCUAAAAGACUCUUCCUCCUCCUGAUUCUGACAGUUCUGUUGGUGCUUUGGGGGAUUCCGAGAGAGACAGAGACUGAGGGACCUGGUGGAAAUAUCAAAAGGGGCUGUUUGGUUCAAAUGUCCUCUACUCCUCUCUUUGGAAAAUGGCUGCCAUGUCCCCGGUGAUUGGAGCCCCAGUUGGGAGGCUAAUGGCCUUGUCUGUGUUAUUUCACCUCCCCUGACCGAGAGACUAUUGCGCUGUCGAUGGCACAUUUGAAAAAUUCCGUUAGCCCCCUCCCACACACACACGCGCACGCACCCAUGAACUGCUCUUUAUGUGCUUCCUGUAAAAUUCAUUCUUUCUUUCAUCAUCGUUCUGCCAGGUUAUGCAGGCGUACCUACCUUUAGAAGUACAUAACCCAACAUAUUCACCUAUGAUCCAGUCAAAAGAUGUGAGAGGCUGUGCACAAGUACAAGUGCAAGAGAUAUUGCAUCAGUGUUACAGCCACAAAGAGUGUUUGUCAUGUCAUAUCUCAACAUAUUUAGACUAAUAAGUGAAGUUAAUGGCACAGAGAAAAUGUAUGGCAUUGUAAACAUGCCCUUAUGUUUAUUCCUCCCUAGUUUCAAUUGGUGGUUGAUUGGGUUCUUAAUUGACAUGCAUAAUUGGGCAACUGUAAAUGUGCGAUGUGAACAAUUUAUGUAAAGUUUCAACCAGUGAACAUGACUAUUUCUAAAAUAGGCUGCUGAAUGAUUGGGAUAUUUUUAAAUCAGCCUUUGCAACACAUGGGUCCUUUUACGUGUAUGGCAAAAGCAAACCACUUGAGAGCCUCAUCUUUUUAAAUAUUCAUGUUAGUGAUACAAGCUUACUUAAGACUCCUCUUAUUCAUUCUGAUAACUCAGUCAAAGCUGUUCUGACUUGACAAAAGAGGUACUUUAUAUUUGUUUUUGCCAUAUUGCAUUUCCAUAUUUGUUGACACUAUUAUCUCUCUUCAAUUCUCUGAAAUUAAUCCCUUGAGUUCAGGGGCAGGCUGCUUUGACCUUAUGGGACAAUUCUGCAAAACCAUUAGCUCUUCCCCAUUCUGAUGUACAUUAACAGCCCGAGUUAUGUUUUCUCAUGUUGAGACUAAUGUAAUGUAUGAUUUAAUGUUUGAAUGUAAGUGUCACUGUUGAUCCACGCAUUAGUCGGCCUCUACAUUUAGCUUUCAGGAAGAUCCCUUGUGUCUCUGUCAGAACAAUCAGUUCCAGCUGCUGGGUAAUCUGUUAUCAGUGCUGCACCAAAUCUUCGACUUCCCACUCCUAGGGGCACAUGUCCAGCACAUGUCCAGCUUGAAAGAACGAGCUCUAUCUCAACAUGACUUUACAUUGUUGUAGCCAUUAUCCCCCUUCAUCAAUUGUGUCACCCUGGCUCCUUCCUCCUUCCUUUAGGUAGAAUGUCCUUUCUGUUUAACAGAAACAAUAGUCUCCAGUAGGGGGUUCCAUUGCGACAGAAAUUGCCUGAGACAAAUGGGGACUUGUGUUUUGAAUCUCAAAGUCCACGGAGAGUUCAUCCUCAGGUUACCACAUGGUGUGUGUAUUGAUGAGUUUCGGGGUCGAUUGCCUUCUGUACAAGAAAUGCACUUUCAAAGACCCCUUCAUCCCUUAUAGACAGAUACAUAUCCACAGUAGAAAUAGAGAGAUGAUCCAGGAUUGUGCUUUUGUUUUCUAUUUUUAUUAGUAUGACUGUGUACGGAUUAAGUAUGGAGUAUCAACUCACAGUUCCAGUGGAAAUCCUAUUUAGACUCAACCAAGGAGAUGAACAUGUCACUAGUGUGCAGAUUUAUGGUUUGAAAGCACAGUGAACUCUAAAAAGGCCUCCUUUUAAAACAAAUGGCCUGUCUCCCCUUAUGGGUCAAAUCAAUCUAUUGGACUGCAAAAAAUGUUGCUUACCAAUCCAUCUAUAUCUAUAUAUAUAUAUAGAUAAAAUAAAAUGGUCAGUCAUUACACUCCAUUGUACGUUAACUAUACCAUGUAAAUACUAUGAAUUGUCAAAAUGUGCUGCUUUUUUCUCCCAUCAGACAUAUAGCAUUCAAGUCUCUCAGUUACUAAAAUCAUGUAGCACCAAAUUCUCAUUCCUUCAAUUGAAAACCACUUAUACUUGCCAUCUAUAGGCUUUUAAAACUGGCUCAGUGUAUUUUAUUUUUUUUAUGUCAAAUAUGUUCCCUGCUGGGAGAUUGUUUAAAUAUGUUAAGUAUAACAUGUAAUUAAAAAUAUUAAUAAAUUGAAGUCUUUAAAACUA
Molecule: messenger RNA, 7384 nt
Organism: Alosa alosa (allis shad)
Lineage: Eukaryota; Metazoa; Chordata; Actinopteri; Clupeiformes; Clupeidae
Gene: eps15
Product: epidermal growth factor receptor pathway substrate 15
Biological process (GO): endocytosis; endosomal transport
Cellular component (GO): clathrin coat of coated pit; plasma membrane; cytoplasm
Molecular function (GO): calcium ion binding; cadherin binding
Source: RefSeq, a predicted model, not a curated record